This is a messenger RNA of Hordeum vulgare subsp. vulgare (domesticated barley), 3941 nucleotides long. Its product is annotated as receptor kinase-like protein Xa21. Lineage: Eukaryota; Viridiplantae; Streptophyta; Magnoliopsida; Poales; Poaceae. The transcript has 2 exons. The record is from RefSeq and is a predicted model, not a curated record. Bases 53 to 3649 code for a protein of 1198 amino acids. Gene Ontology annotation, molecular function: ATP binding; protein binding; protein kinase activity. Gene Ontology annotation, biological process: protein phosphorylation.
UGCUCCCGCUCCUUAUCUCGCAAGAUAAACACCCGAACAAUCCAGUCAAGCCAUGGCCGCUGCACCAUCAUCUGCACGCAUUCCCACCAUCAUCAUCCUCCUACUCCUAGCACUCCCGGCCAUCUCUUCUUCUUCCUCCAGCCCAGCCAACGGCAGCGACACAGACCUCGCCGCGCUGCUGGCUUUCAAAUCCCAGCUCACCGACCCUCGUCGCGUCCUUGCACGCAACUGGACCGGCACGGCUUUCUGCCACUGGAUAGGCGUCUCGUGCAGCCUUCGCCGGCAGCGCGUCACAGCUCUAACGUUGGUAGACACGCCGCUUUCUGGACCUAUUGCUCCCCACCUUGGUAACCUCUCUUUCCUCUCUGUUCUUAAUCUCACCGGCACCAACCUUACGGGUUCCAUCCCUCCUGAGCUUGGUAGGCUAUGCCGACUUAGAUAUCUUCGUCUUCAAGAAAAUAGCCUGUCGGAUGCAAUUCCUAAUGCCAUAGGAAAACUCACAAGGCUUGAGUUCCUUAGUCUAAGUUCUAACCAACUCACGGGUCAGAUCCCCCCUGGAAUGAUAAUUCGUCUGCACAAACUUGAGACCAUUUCUCUGACCGAAAAUGCCUUGUGCGGUCAGAUACCACCCCAUCUAUUCAAUAACACGCCUUCCUUGAAAUACAUCUACUUUUAUGACAACAGACUCUCUGGCCAGAUCCCUCCUGAGAUGCUACUAGGUUCAAAAAGCCUUAGAGAAAUUGACCUGGGUCGAAAUGCUUUGACUGGCCAAAUACCACCCCAUCUUUUCAAUAACACGCCUUCCUUAAGGACCAUCUACUUUGACGAGAACAGUCUCUCGGGCCAGAUUCCGGUUGAGAUGUUGCUUCAUGUGCACAACCUGGAGGAAUUUGGCCUGAGCAAUAAUUACUUGAGCGGGCAUAUACCACCCUAUUUGUUCAAUAGCACGCCGGCCUUGUCGUUCAUCAACAUUGGAAUUAAUAACCUAUCGGGUCCUAUACCACACGGCAUUGCCUCCCUAUCCAAACUUAAAUUCUUGCAAUUGUACAACAACCAGUUCUCCGGGCUAGUGCCAAAAGCCAUAUACAACAUGUCCACGAUACAGUUAAUGCUAUUAAACAACAACAACCUUACAGGGGCGAUCCCAGACAACAAUAGUUUUAGCCUCGCCAUGCUGCAAACUCUUGACCUCUCCGAAAACAAACUUAGUGGCCGGAUUCCAUUUGGCCUUGCAUCAUGUCAAUACCUAGAAGAUCUGAUUCUGCGUGACAAUUAUUUUUUGGGUGUUUUACCAUCGUGGUUAGCUAGAUUGCCAUACCUUCAACAACUUACUGUGGCUGAAAACAAUCUUGUUGGUUUGAUCCCAGCAGCACUUGGCAAUCUCACUGCCCUUAAUUUCCUAGAGCUCUUUGGCUGCUACUUUAAAGGAGACAUUCCAUCGGAAUUAGGGCUGCUGCAGAAACUCUCCUACCUACAUAUUGGGUUUAAUCAACUUACUGGUGCAGUUCCAGCUUCCCUUGGGAAUUUAUCCCAGUUGUCUCACCUAUAUUUGCACGUAAAUAAUUUAUCAGGCUCAGUACCGCCAGCAAUUGGGAACAUGGUCGCUUUGGAAGAACUUACCAUGCAAAACAACAAUUUAGAGGGACAUAUGGAAUUCUUGUCAGCUCUUUCUAGUUGUAGAAACCUACAGCUACUUAACAUAGGGGUUAAUUCUUUUAUUGGUGUUCUUCCUGACCACAUUGGAAACCUCUCUUCACAAUUAACCACCUUCACUGCGGGUUACAACAAGUUAAUAGGAGCGAUUCCAACAACAAUUUCUAAUAUAAGCAGCCUUGAAUGGAUUGAUAUUUCUAACAACCAACUCGUUGGCCCAAUCCCAGAAUCCAUCGCUGCGUUGAAAUAUCUCAUGUGGCUUGACCUCUCUAGCAAUGACAUGCUUGGCACCAUCCCAACAGAAAUGGGUAUGCUUUCGAGUAUACAGCGGUUUUUUCUCCAAAUAAAUAAAUUUUCUGGCUCUAUACCAAGAAGCUUGGGUAAUCUUAGUAAGUUGGAGAAAAUGGACCUAUCCAAUAACCAGUUAAGUUCUACAAUACCGACUAGAUUAUUCCGCCUUGAUAAACUUAUUGAACUCAAUCUUUCAUACAACUUUCUCGUUGGUGCACUACCGGAGGAUGUUUCUGGGAUAAUACAAACAUACAAAAUUGACUUUUCUUCUAACUUCCUCAUAGGAAGCAUCCCAGAAUCAAUGGGGCAGCUUAAGAUGCUAACGUACCUAAAUCUGUCACAUAACUUGUUUGGAGGCUCUAUACUAGACUCACUUCAAAAGCUAACUAGCUUAGCAUCCUUAGACCUCUCCUCCAACAACCUCUCUGGUGCCAUUCCAAUGUACCUUGCAAACUUAACCGACUUGACUGCCAUGAACCUUUCGUUCAACAGGUUGGCAGGCCAAAUUCCAGAGGGGGGUGUUUUCUCAAACAUCACAUUGCAAUCUUUGAUUGGGAAUGCUGGGCUGUGUGGAGCUCCACGCCUAGGAUUUUUGCCAUGUCUUGAAAAACCUCGUUCAAAUAAUAUAAACCGGACAAAAUUUCUACUCCUUGCUUCCAUGGUAGCUUCUGGCAUUAUUGCUAUUUGCUUAUGGCUAUGGAUCAGAAAGAAACAUAAGCAUCAGGAUGAGGUCAAAACUUUCAGUGAUCCAAUAGAUAGCAUAGGCCACCAGAUAGUCUCCUAUCAAGAGCUCGUUCGGGCCACAAACAAUUUUAGUGAGGACAAUUUGUUGGGACGUGGAUGCUUUGGGAAAGUCUUCAAGGGAGUAGUGAGUGGUUCGGUUGUUGCGAUAAAAGUUCUUGAUAUGCAGCUGGAGCAGGCCAAAAGAAGCUUUGAUGUUGAGUGUCAUGUGCUUCGCAUGGCGCGGCACCGCAACCUUAUACGGAUAAUCAACACAUGUUCCAACCUAGACUUCAGAGCACUCGUUCUUCAGUACAUGCCAAAUGGAAGUUUAGAGAUGCUACUGCACCAGUGUGAGAGUACAAUGCCUUUGGGUUUCCUUGAGCGGAUAGACAUUUUGCUCGAUGUGUCGAUGGCAAUGGAGUACCUGCACUUUGAGCACUAUGAGGUGAUACUGCACUGCGACUUGAAGCCCAGCAAUGUGUUGUUUGAUCAGGGCAUGAUAGGUCAUGUCGCCGACUUCGGGAUUGCAAGGUUGCUUCUAGGUGAUGACGAUUCCAUGAUAUGUGCGAGUAUGGCUGGAACAGUUGGUUACAUGGCACCAGAGUAUGGGUCUUUUGGAAAGGCAUCACGAAAGAGCGAUGUGUUUAGCUACGGGAUCAUGCUCCUUGAAGUCUUCACCAGAAAAAGACCCACUGAUGCUAUAUUCGGUCAAGAACUGACCCUUAGGCAGUGGGUUCACGGUGCAUUUCCUAUAGAGCUUGUCAGUGUUGUUGACACCCAGCUACUUCAAGGCUCCUCUUCUUCUAGUUCCAUCCUUGUUGAAGGAUUUCUCGUACCGAUAUUCGAUUUGGGUUUGCUCUGCUCUAGCGACUCCCCUAACAAGAGAAUUACGAUGAGAGAUGUGGUGGUGAGGUUGAAGAAGAUCAAAGUAGAGUACACCAAACAAGCAGCAGCAAUGACAUCACGUAGUAGUGCAGCGUAGGACUUCAUCUCUAGCUACGACUCUUCCUCUUCCUAUGUUGGUGUUGUUUCCAUGGGCUGCUUGACAAUACUCCAGAUGAUAUCCGACGGGGAGGAAGACGUCGAGAGGCCUGUUCCAAUGGAAGCAUAAAUCUGAUGCAUGUUGGAUAUAAGUAACAGGCUCUCUGUUUUUUUCAGUAUUAGUUAAUAUGCAUGUUUCAUUACUUUUAGCAAUGUAAUAAAGUAUGAUGCCAUAAAGCAUACAACCUCAUGUUACCUUUCAAUAUAUAAGCUAUGAAUGAACCCUUCUGUCA